Molecule: messenger RNA, 3638 nt
Organism: Lates calcarifer (barramundi perch)
Lineage: Eukaryota; Metazoa; Chordata; Actinopteri; Centropomidae
Product: protein Dok-7-like
Biological process (GO): neuromuscular junction development; positive regulation of protein tyrosine kinase activity
Molecular function (GO): protein kinase binding
Source: RefSeq, a predicted model, not a curated record
CUCUUUGUGGAAUUGGGGGCAGGCGGACACACACACACACACACACACACACACACACACACAGCUGCUCGGAACCAUGACAGAAGAUGACGGAUACAGUUGUCGCGGAGGGACAAGUCAAGUUUAGAGAUGGAAAGAAGUGGAAGACUCGGUGGGUCGUGCUUCGGAAGCCCUCUCCGGUCGCAGACUGUCUGUCUCUGAUGGUGUAUAAAGAGAAGAAGAAGGGGAAGGAGAAGGGCAGCGGCCAUAAGGAGAGGCUCAAUGUAACACUGGAGGGGAUCUGUGGUGUAGAGCCAGGGCCCGGCUAUGAUGGGGUGUCCUACACUCUCUCCAUCCUCUGCCUGGCCCACACACUGGUCCUGGGCUUCAACAGCCGAGAUGCCCUGCUGGCCUGGGAUGCCCGCGUCUGCUACAGCCUGGGAGAAGUCCAUAGGUUCAGUGUCAAUGUCGAACCAGGUACCAAACUGGAAAGUGGCCCCGCCUCCCUACACCUUUGUAACAACCUAUUGGUCCUCACCCGAGGUCUCCCUCCUGUCGUCAUUGGCCACUGGAAGUUGUCGGCAUUGCGUCGGUACGGUGCUGUUCCAAAUGGCUUCGUGUUCGAGGGGGGGACUCGCUGUGGAUACUGGGCUGGUGUUUUCUUCUUGUCCUGUUCAGAUGGAGAACAGAUCAGUUUCCUGUUUGACUGCAUUGUCAGGGGCAUCACCCCCAGCAGAGCCCUGCAUGGCCUACGACCUUCUCUGCCAGACUUCAAUGCUGACCCAGCCUUGGCAGAGGAACGAAUCAGCCAGGAGGCAUCAGAGCUGGAGAAGAGACUCAGCAUGCUGUCUCAGUGCAGCCUAGCAAGCAGCACAGCCUCUUCUUACAGCUGCAGCACAUCUGUUGCCGGGGACGACCAUAGCAGCCUCUCCAGCUCCUCCUCCAGCCAAUCAGAUGCAAGCUACGGGAGCAGACUUCCAUUUUGGGUGGAGCCCUUAGCAAGGCCACACCUCUCCAACGAGCUGGCGUCGAGCUCCUCCACGCUGAAGGCCUUGACCGGUUCAGAUGAUCGGCUUUACGCUGCCGUGAUGGGAGGCUCUGGGACUCAUCCUUCCUCUGCCCAGCGCCAUCCUCGUGGUCUCCAUGACAGCGGGCGGCAGAGCUCAUUAGACAGUGGGAUCGGGAUAGCGACUGGCAGUCAGUCAUCUUACUCAGGGAGCUGCUCCUCGUGCACAGGGAGUCUGGACACGGCCAGCCAGGGAGGAGGAGAGGAGUAUGGCUCUGUGGCUAGCCUACCUGCUCCUCUCCCCUCUUCUCCUCCUCCCCCCUCUUCUCCUCCUCCUCCUCCUCCUCCUCUUCAGUCCACUCUUACCCCAGAGCACAGUUCUGCUACCUCUUCCUCUUCCUGCUCUUGUGCUUCCAGAUCUAGCUCACGUGCAUCUCAAAGACACAGUGAGGAGUACCAGAUCCCUAGCCUGCUCAGACUGCGGUACGAUACCCCCAGGAGCCUCUUCCAGACCCUGUCCCUGAAGGAAACCUCAGCUCAGGGAGACCCACCUGACCAGGGCAGGGACAGCAGGAGCAGUGGGAAUGGAGGGGGUUGUCAGGGGUUGAGCAACAGCUCCACAGGACUGAGGGCUCAGCAUCAGGCCAUGAUGCAGCGCUCGCUCUCAUGGGGCAGUGAGAGGGCGACCUCUGUGGACAGUGAGGGGAGGUCCACACCCAAACCCCUGCUGGCACCUGGAGGCCUGGUUUGUGCGGAGACACAGUGCAAUCAGGGACUAGACAACUACAUUACACCAGAACAGUGGCGGUCAGUGAAGAACAGAUGCUUGACUCAGGUUGCCAGCUCACCACAAUCAGGCCUUUCACCUUCUGCAGAUACACAAGAUCCUCCUCUCCGUGGGAGAGAGGAACAUGAGGACAGCGUGGAUGUUGGUAAUAAGCUGGCAGGUCUGAGCAGGUCGUUGGCCUCUCCGCCACCCUCUGUCCCUCCACCUCUGCCUGUCGCACUGAUCAUGUACAGGCCAACAUCAGCCUGUGGUGUGUUCCAGUCUCCCUGUGAAGCUCCUCCACCUGUGUCCCUGGAAGCCAGGCUCCAUAGUGACAGCACUGUUAAUUAUGUCAACAUCCCCAUUAGCCCCCUGCCGGCUAGAACUAACAGAGAGCUCCUGUACACAGAGCUGGACCUGCUGGAUCCCGGCUCAGCUCCGGUCCCCAGUCCACACAGUGCUGUCAGAGGUAACACUUUGCAGCUCUGCAAACCCAAAGAGGGCUCCAUCAGGUACGCCCACCUCGACAUCACUGCCAUGGAAACGGCUCAGAGAGUGGGGGCGGAGCACGUUCAGGGCAGGGAGGACAGGCUGACUCAGCUGGAGAGCAGGCGGCGAGGGCCACCACACUGACUCUGUGACGCCCAACGCAAUGACACUUUAAAGUAAUUUUCAUAACUGAUUCUCUCCAUCUCUCUGAAUAAGCUAAAAUGCUCAAAUGCAGUUGUUCAUUAUACUUAAAAACACACAGAAGUUUCCGCAAGCAAUCCAUUCCACUACAAAACAAAAAAAAACCUAACAGGAAAUGUCUGGGAAGUCUCUUAUGCAGCUGCCAUCAUGUGUUUUGUUUAUAUGUUGUUAUUUCUCAUAUACUUAGACUUAAAUUAGUGUUGCCCUCUUUCCAUAGAACUGUUUCUUUUUGUUGGCUGCAUGGCACUUAAAAUGCUGAGGCAACUGUUGACGAUGGAACUUUUUUCUGUGUGCCUCUUUUAAGAUUCUUUUGGGAUGACUGUUAUACAUUGACAAAAAUUAUGAGGGGAAGACACCAAACACAAACUGUUUAACACUGAUAUUACAGGUGGAGGACGAAGAUAAACAGCAGCUGUUGUAAUUCGUAGAAAUUUCUUUGGAAUUCAGGCUGGAUUUACCUUCUUCAGACUGUUGUGGUGUGGCUGUAUUUGUUGUUACCGCUCUUACUGAGAGUUACCAACUACCAUUGUUUAAAUUUGUAUCAUUUAUCACAAGUUUGGAGCACAGUAUGAUCACAUAAUGAGAUCAAGCCCUUCUCACUGCGCAGAUACCUGACAAUCGACUGCUAAGAGUCCCAGCUUGCUUGGCAAUCAUUCCACAUAAGAGCUUAAAAGCAUUCGAUUGAAAUAAGCAGCUUAGAGUUAUGUCUUGGGUGCAAAUUACAUUAAUCCAGGCCCAUGUGGCCCAAGCAGGACAUGACUGAGUAAUCAGCCAGCCAGUAACAUUAUUCAUCACCGUAAUCAAUGUCUCUGCUUCUGGUCUUUGCGAGGGCAAGAAUUGAUGAAUGGGAAAGCACAGUGUGUGUUCCAAUUUCUCACUUCCCUGUUGAUAUCAUCAGGACAAAUUGUCCAAUAUUUGACAGUAAUUUAUUUUUAUGGUGGCAGUUCCCCACCGGUGUCUCUGAUGAGGAGGAGAUGAGGAGGAAGAAGCAACAUGAGGAUAAAAAGUUUUACCAAGAACGGCCUGUUAAUGUCACUGCAGGGACUGCUUUUGUCUACAGGAUGUGUAAAUAGUAACAGCUUUUAUUUAUGCCAAGACAAUAUGAAUGAUAUUAAACUAUAUUUUUAAGAUAUUACUGUUUGUAUGUUGUUGGCACAUGUAUCUCAUUGCAUAUUAAAGAUUGCUGUUACAUUUUCA